UGCUAGCCCACUCAUAAUCCCGAGUAAUUAAAAUGCAGAGAUAUAAAUAAAUGCAACGUUGCCUGCGUCGUUCUCUAAAUCGUUGAGAAUACGGAAGGCGAGCAUGAAUCAGCUCGGCCUUACUACACAGCCUUAUUUCUAUGCGGAGACGUUCGUUCUCAGAGACAUCGUCGUCAGUUUCGCGCGUGCACAUUCGAUUCGAAUACUUCCAACCAACGUUUGCCAUUUAACAAGUACAUCUCAAAGAAACUGUUUACAAACACGGAGUUUAAAUAUUUUAAUCUUAUCAUCACGAGAUAUAGAAAGUUAGCAGACGUACAACAGGAGGCGCACGGUUCGUGCCAGUGAUUCCAGUAGUUGAGCCGAAAAGGCUGAAGUUCGGGUGCGAAGCAAAGAGGUCUCCUCCAAUCCCCUACUACGAACAUCAUCAAUAGUCGGUGAAUGUGAGCAAGUUCGAGCGGCUCCGACCAACAUGGCAAGUUUUAGAACGGUUUACGCUUUCGCCAGAGAAAUGCACCCGAAAACAGAGAAGGCCGAUAUUCAAUAUGGAACUGCAGGAUUUAGAACCAAGGCAAGCAAACUGGGAUAUGUCAUGUACCGGAUGGGAUUGCUGGCAGUACUUAGGGCUCGAUACAAGAAAGCUGUGAUUGGUGUUAUGAUUACCGCUUCCCACAACCCUGAACCUGAUAAUGGUGUGAAACUGGUAGAUCCACAUGGCGAGAUGCUGGAGCAGAGCUGGGAGAAAUGGGCAACGAAAUUCGCCAAUGUUGGUGAUGAUCAAUUGGAGGACGUGAUCAAGGAAAUCGUCAAUGAGUUCAACAUUGACAUGACAAAUAGGGUAGAGAUUUUCAUAGGAAAAGAUACAAGGCCGAGCAGUCCAAGUUUGGCAAAGUCAUUGAUGGACGGUGUUUUGGCCUUGUCUGGUAAGCCAGUUGACUUUGGCAUUGUCACCACUCCGCAGUUACAUUACUUUGUCACCUGCAAGAACACGAGGCACGCUUAUGGUGUUCCCACCGAGGUGGGAUACUACAUCAAACUAGUGACUGCCUUUAAGAAGCUCAGGGGCGAGGAAUACAAUAAAGGAAAUUACAAGAAUCUGAUAUUCUACGAUGGAGCUAAUGGAGUAGGAUCUAAGAAAAUAAAAAUAUUCCAGGAGCAACUGGGAGAGUGCCUUAAUGUGCGUCAUUUCAACGAUGCUGGCAUCGGAACAGGCAAAUUGAAUUUUAUGUGCGGAGCCGAUUAUGUUAAAUCGACGCAAUCGUUCCCAACUGGUGUUCCGGUGGAGAAGAACAGGAGGUGCGCGUCAGUGGAUGGAGAUGCUGACAGAAUAGUAUACUAUUACGUGGACGAUGAGGAGAACUUCCAUUUGAUGGAUGGUGAUAGAAUUGCAACGCUGAUCGCAAGCUAUCUUAAGGAAUUGUUACAAAAGACUGGGAUUGAUCUCAACUUAGGCUUAAUUCAAACUGCAUACGCCAACGGCGCAUCUACUGAGUACAUCACGAAGCAACUUAAAGUACCUGUCGCCUGCGUCUCAACCGGCGUGAAGCACUUGCAUCACAAAGCUUUGGAGUACGAUAUCGGUGUGUACUUCGAAGCUAACGGUCAUGGAACUGUCGUCUUCAGCCAGGCGGCUAAAGACAAGCUGAAGGAGGCGCUGAAGAGCGAAGAUAAAUCGGAGACUGAGAAGAAGGCGAUCGAAAGGUUCCUGACUCUUAUCGAUGUUAUUAAUGAGACCGUUGGUGAUGCCAUAUCCGAUAUGCUUCUAGUCGAAACCAUACUGCACGAUAAAGGAUGGGACGUGAAGGACUGGGAAGCAGCAUACACCGAUCUGCCAAAUAAAUUGGUGAAAGUCGUAGUUGAGGAUAGAAAUGUUAUUACCACAACAAAUGCGGAGAGGAUUUGCACGAGUCCGAACGGUCUGCAAGAUGAAAUAAAUUCUUUGGUAGCUAAAUAUAGCAAGGGUAGAUCAUUCGUGAGACCCUCGGGUACGGAGGAUAUAGUUAGGGUAUAUGCUGAGGCAGCUACCAAGGAAGAUACGGAUCGUUUGGCGGCGGAGGUGGCGAAGAAAGUGUACGAUAUGGCAGGAGGAACCGGCCCUGCGCCAGUCAUACCACAAUAGAGAGCGACAGUAACUUACACAUUACCUCUGAAUUUGUGAUCGCGCGCAUUUUUUUUUACAUAUAUAUAUUUGAUACAUUCCUCAACGAAGAAACAAACAAUUGCCAUUUCUAUACAACUAUGAUACUAAUAAAUUCAUUGCCGUAGAUUUUAGGUGAUGGUGAACCACGUUUUUUAACACUUGACAAUUUUUACUGCCUUUUUACCAUGGUGCAAUAAUAUGUAAGUCGUCCGUGAAUUAUCCUCAAACGGUUUUAUAUGUAUACCUAUGUUUUCUAUUAUAAACUUAUUUAUUGCUUUUAAAAGUUAAUAUAUAGGAGAAAAUGUUAU
Nicrophorus vespilloides is the source of this 2448-nucleotide messenger RNA. RefSeq names its product phosphoacetylglucosamine mutase (gene nst). Gene Ontology annotation, molecular function: phosphoacetylglucosamine mutase activity; magnesium ion binding. Gene Ontology annotation, biological process: carbohydrate metabolic process; UDP-N-acetylglucosamine biosynthetic process. The record is from RefSeq and is a predicted model, not a curated record. Lineage: Eukaryota; Metazoa; Arthropoda; Insecta; Coleoptera; Silphidae. The transcript is spliced from 8 exons. Bases 473 to 2119 code for a protein of 548 amino acids.